Bombina bombina (fire-bellied toad) is the source of this 2117-nucleotide messenger RNA. RefSeq names its product olfactomedin-like protein 3A. The record is from RefSeq and is a predicted model, not a curated record. Gene Ontology annotation, biological process: signal transduction. The transcript is spliced from 4 exons. Lineage: Eukaryota; Metazoa; Chordata; Amphibia; Anura; Bombinatoridae.
AUGGAGCACCAACUUAUUACGGCAUUACAAGCCUUAAUGAACACCCUAGACUAUCACCAUCAGGAACUAGUGGCCGAAUUGAAAGCUGUGACGAACCCAUUUCAACAUAAUACUCUGACAAGAGAAGCCGUAGAGGAGUCUGUUUGGCCGGAAACGAACUUGCCAAAAUGCAGCAUCGCUAUACCCCAGGACAUAGUGGAUCAGCCUACAGCAAGCAAAGCGGAAUCUGACUUGCAGAUGUCGGAACAGCGGGGAGCAACUACACAAGACAGCAGCUUGGCCAGAGCUCAGCUGUUGAACGAGCAAACUGAUCGGAGCGCAUCCGCAGGAGAGGGUGACCCGAUCCCUACAUAUAAGACCUCAACGUUGUGUCAUGGGCCUCUCUCUCUAACUUCAGCAACGGGAGAUGUUAUCAGCUCUGAGCCAAAGGUAGAUAUAACUGCCACACGUGGGGCGGUCACCACUCAGGAUAACGAGUCGCAAGCUUACUGUACUACCGACCCCUCGAUACCUUUGAGAUCAAAACAGCAGCCGGAUAAGCUUACCGUCAUCCGUAGACAAGGCCUCAGCUUCUAUUUCCACAGCCACCCAAAUCUCCCCACAGGAAACAAGAACGAGAAAGACAUCAUCAGACCCUCUGCGGCCACGCAAUUGCGGUCUGGAGAUUGUGGAUUGGAUUUUUUUGUUUCUUUGUACGAUUUGCAGAAGAUAAUGGGCUUGUUUUUACUAAACUUUUUAUAUAUUUUAAUAAUAAACACUGUCAGAGACACGCAUUGUGAGACCCAUCAUGAAACAAUGACUCGCUACAUUGAAAGACGGAUAUUAUCCAUAGAGGACAGACUAUAUAAAUGAGAGCAAGAUAUACAGCAAUAUAUGCAGGAGUUUAAAGAGCUGACGCAUAAGCUGAUGAUGCGGUUGGAUGGUUUCAACAAAUACAAAAGUGACAUGAAAACCGAAAUUGAGAACUUGCUGGUGAGAAUGGAGAGAGCCGAGUGGGACAUUGAUUAUCUGGAAACCACCAGCUCAUUUGACACUCGCAUGGAGGUUGAAGAGGAGUUGGUGGAGGAUCAAAUCAUAGAACAUACAGAAGAAAAGAGACGGAUACAGCUGAAAGUAAAUACAAGCUGUACAACCAUGCCUGCAAACAUCAAAUCUCAAAAAACUGUAAAGAGAGCUGGAGGUACUCUUGGCUCAUGGAUAAAAAAUUCUGGGAAUGACUCACAGAGGAUUUAUUUCUUCAAUGGAGCCAACAACAAUUUUAUGCUGGAAUUUGCAAAUAUCAAAGAUUUCACAAGCAGAGACUAUCUCCAAAAGGCAACAAAUAUCUCCCUGCCCUAUUUCUGGCAGGGGACUGGGCAUGUUAUCUACAAUCAUUUUGUAUUUUUCCAUCGUAAUAAUACAUUAAACGAAAUAAUUAAAUAUAAUCUUCAGAAGGAUAGAGCUAUCCAUUCCAUGAAACUGCUGGGUGCUGGCAUCCUUUCUCCCUAUGAACUCUCGUCUUUCACAAAAAUAGAUCUUGCUGUGGAUGAACAAGGGCUCUGGGCAAUUUAUGUGGAUUCCAGGCUGGGAAAAAAUAUUAUUUUAACAAAAAUAGAACAUGAGAGUAUGGUAGCAACACACACAUGGAAUACAUCAUGUGAGAUUAAUAAUGCUGAAUCCUCUUUUGUCAUAUGUGGGACACUGUAUGUGGUGUACAAUAGCCCAAGUGGAGGAAGGUCCCACAUUGAUUGUAUUUACGACACCUCAGAAAUAAUCACCGACACUGAGAUGCCAACUUUAUAUUUCCCAAAAAGAUACAGCAGCCAUUCCUCUGUGCAUUAUAACCCUAGAGAUCAAGAGCUCUAUGCUUGGGAUGAAGGAUAUCAAAUUCUGUAUAGAUUUGAAACCAGAGCAAAAUUUCAAAACCCCUUAGAAUAAACUGAAAAUAAUUCAGAAACAAACAUAUGAAAGUUAUGAUAUGUCAAGAAUUGGCUAGGAAGUGUGACAUAAGCACUGCCUAGCCAAUCAGAAGCUUGCACGUGUGGUGACAGAGAAUGGUAAACAGGAGUGGGAGAUAUUUAGUUAUAGGGCAUAGACCUUUGUUACAAAAUAGUUAUAAUAUAGGAACAAUAAGCAAA